UCUGAUUGAGCCGGAGCGAGCAGGGCCGGGGCAGGGCUGCAGAAAAUACAUAUACAUGCAGGAUCUGCAAAUGUGAAAAAUAAACUGGAUUUACUGGACGUCGUCAGCACUCGGUGAAGUCAUUAAAUGGUCUGCUGCGCUGGGACGUUUGCAAUAUCCACACGUAGCCUGAAGGAUGUCCCAGUACACAGACGAGCCGCGCUUCACCAUCGAGCAGAUCGAUCUGCUGCAGCGGCUGCGACGGAGUGGCAUGACCAAGCCAGAGAUCGUCCAUGCACUGGACACGCUGGAGCGUCUUGACCGCGAGCAUGGAGACAAGUUUGGGCGCCGUGGCUCCGCCUCCUCCUCCUGCGGCCCUGCUCCGUCCGUAUCCGACCCCGCCCCCUCACAGGCCGCCACCACCAGUGAACGUUCCACCUCCCACAUGGCUGUGUGUACUGCCACCACCGCCACACAGACUCAGUUUCUCUCCCCAUCACCGAGCAACAGCUACGCCACCUCGCCACCCGUCUCACUGGUUGCUGUGACGCAAAACGGGACUCCUAACGGAAAACUGUCUCCACCUCGUUACCCGGCAGGAAACGCGGCGGCAGCGGUGGCGGUGAGGCCGUAUGGGUUCGAUGGGACUGAGGAAGAGAUGGACGUUGACGACAAGGUGGAGGACCUGAUGAGGAGGGACAGCAGUUUGGUAAAGGAGGAGAUCAAAGCUUUUCUGGCUAACCGGCGUAUCUCUCAGGCAGUGGUGGCCCAGGUCACUGGAAUCAGUCAGAGUCGGAUCUCUCACUGGCUCCUACAGCAGGGAUCUGAUCUGAGCGAGCAGAAGAAGAGAGCCUUCUAUCGCUGGUACCAGCUGGAAAAGACCACUCCAGGUGCUACUUUGAACAUGCGUCCUGCCCCAGUGACCCUGGAUGAAAUUGAGUGGCGGCAAACUCCACCCCCAAUAAGUUCGGCCACAGGCAGCUUCCGUCUGCGCAGAGGCAGCCGCUUCACCUGGAGGAAGGAGUGUCUUGCUGUGAUGGAAAGCUACUUCAAUGACAACCAGUAUCCUGAUGAAGCUAAAAGAGAGGAGAUCGCCAAUGCCUGCAAUGCUGUAAUACAAAAACCAGGGAAAAAGCUGUCUGAUUUCGAGCGAGUGACAUCCUUGAAGGUCUACAACUGGUUUGCUAACCGGCGCAAAGAGAUCAAGAGGAGGGCCACUAUUGGGUCUUUUUUCCAAGAAGCCACAAUCCUGGAGAGUCACGGGAUUGACGUGCAGAGCCCGGGAGGACACUCCAACAGCGAUGACAUCGAUGGCAACGACUACACCGAGCAGGCUUGUGAUUUGCCCUACUUCGAGAAGAGACAGUUGGCGCGGCCAUUCGGUUUCUACAGGCUCGAGCCGACAUCGCCAACCCAGGACGACAGCGCUAACCAUGCAGACCAUCAGGAUCCCAUCUCCCUCGCCGUGGAGAUGGCAGCCGUCAAUCAUAGUAUCUUGGCUCUGUCUCGCCCGGGUGGUGUGGCCAGCGAUAUCAAAACCGAGGCGCUGGAUGACGACUGAGAAAUAGCUGUGUGUGUGUGCGUGCGCGUGGUUGAGUGUCUAAGUGCGUGAGUGCGAGUGUGUGGAGAAACGGAUGCGUGUUGUUUCCAGGGCAGAGGUCGACUCGUGAUGACUUCAUGCUGCUCAGACGUGGGUCACUCUCUUCCUCUGCGUCCUUUCAUUACACUGUAUCUGAAAAAGGCCAUGUAGUCCAGGUUCUGUUCCUCAGCCUGGGACUGUUAAAAAAAAAAAAAAAAAAAAAAAAAACAACAAACAAAACCACAAAGGUCCUCAUGUUUACUGGAAUCUUCCACAGUGUAGGGCCAUCACCUCCGGCCCUUCCUUUAACCUGACCCCCCAACCUUUACCUCAUUCCGCUCCAGGAGUGUGUCGUGCUUUUUGCGUUUCGUCCCUCAUCGGUGCUUCCUGGAAGUGGCGUUGUCUUUUUUGCGCGGACGUGCAGGAGCUUUUUGCGGACAUUUGACGUUGGCGCGUGCAAGCGAGCGAGAGUGUGUGAAGCUUUAUAGGAGGAAUGAGAAUGUGUGACGCGCAGCCCCAUGGCUGUGUUUCAGAUUUCUGUAUCGACUGACAGCUCUGUGUAUUUAGGCGCUUGAACACUUUUAUUCCCUCUUACAGUUGGCUUGGUUUUAUUAUUAUUAUUAUUAUUAUUAUUUCAGUGUAUUUUAUUUUAAAACUGAUUAUAGUUCAGGUUUAACCCGCAAUCAGAUUAUUACGUACUUCUUUUUGGUGUUUUGUUUUUUUUGUUUGUUUUUUUUGUUUUGUUUUUUAAUGGAAAGAGGUGAACUGAAAUGUAAAUGGGCAAAAGCAAAAAUAUGUGGGUUUAUAAAUGCCAAAGGUUGUAAACUUAAGAGUCCCUCGGACUAUAAAAGUGAUGGUAAGCUAAAAGCCUCUAAACACAGAACGCCCGUAAUUUUCUGGACUUGGGUGUAAUGUUGCUCCUUCAAACCCUUGAACCUUGCAUCAGAGCGUGUCCAGUUAGAGACAGAGAGAUGGAAAGGUGGAGUGCUCUUAUCUUAACCCUAAACCUCAUAAUCUGGCCAGUGCAUCAUUUCUUGAUGCAGUCUGUUUUUUCGUGACGUUCUUGCAGUGUACAGAAAAUGCUAAUAUGUUUCUGUUCUGCCACUUCUGCUGUAGGCAUGUGCCGAUAUUCGGUUAGACAACUGGAUAAAACCUUUUAGUCUAGACUUCAGGAAAAGAAUCUGUCCCAGAGAUCAUUGUCUACGUACUGCAGCAAUAUUAUUUUACAGUCCGCCACAAACAAGGGGACAUACGGUAUAACAUGCGAUGAAUUUCUUAAGAUCGGUAAACUAGUAUGCAAACGCUCAAGGAAGGGGUCGGGCUUACCUCCAAAGGGUGAGUGAGUUCCUGGGUGAGCUCCGUUUUUGGCAAACGUCUUGUAUUAGGAAUGCUCCGAUCCUCCUACCUUUACUACGUUUAAACAAUACUUAGGACCUUCUGGGUAUCAGAGCCGCUACAUCCUCAGACUAACCGAGCAACUCUCAGCAAGCUUCAUUUCACAGAACCUCACAAUCACAACCGUCUAUGUUGUAAAGUUUAUGUCCUGUGUUCACAUUUACAAUUCCGAUCCAGUGUUUCAGGGCAGUAUUGACCUCAAUACUGAUACUCAGUAUCGGAUCGACGCAUCACUAUCAUGCUAUCGCGCAUAAACUCAGAAUCGGCACAUGCCUAGCCUGCUGUUGAUUAACGCAGGCUCGGUACACUUUCCAGUAUGUAGCUAUUUUACUCAAUAAAAAAUAAAAUAAAAAAAACCUAGCUAAAAUAUAAAAAACCUUGUUAUAUUCGAUAUGAUUUUAUGAUCUGUCUUUUCUCUUUCCCAGUGUAAAAAACAAAAGCUGAGUGAUAUUUAUGAAAUGCAGAAUUAACUAAUCAAGGGUUCUUCUUCUAUGUCGUAUAUCUUUUUAAGUUUCAUAUAUUUUUUUUUUUUUAAAAGAGCAGUCUUUCUGUGUGUCAGAUAUUUUCAAACAUAUUUUGGAACAGAAAACAGAGCACCCCCUAGCAAAAGUGAAAGCAGGUUUUAAAGCCACAACAGAAAGCUGAAGCAGUGUUACUUGAAGAUCCUGUUAACUUUAAAAAAAAAAAAAAAAAAAAAAAAAAGGAUUUUUAUGUAUUAUUAAUAAGAGUCAGCCAAAAAAAAUGUAUACACACAAAAGAAUAUUGAUUGAUAGACUGAUGAUAUUAUUAUUAUAUUAAUACAAUAUGCAUCAUACUCUUCCUGAAGUGUGUGUACUUUUUUUUUUUUUUUUUUUUUUUUGGCUGACUCUGCACAUAUUUACUCUUGACUGAGCAGCUGAGGCUCAGGAUUUAGAAACCAGCUCUCUAACAGUUUCGCAAUUUGAUCUUGCAACCUUCUGCUCACUUGCAUGCACCUUUUUUUCACUGAGCUACACAGUUUUUGUUACUGAAAAAAUUCGCAGAAGCAGAAAUGAUCACUAAUUCUUAAUUUGACAGGACUUCUCUAGAAACCCUAGCUAGCCUGUUUUUUAUACUUUUUAAUUGGAACAUAGCAAGCUAUAACAUUUGAUUUUGCUAAUGUAUUUUUUUUUUUUACUUAGAUUUUUAAAAUAUUGGAUGAAUCCUACUUGCAGUCUCUAUUUUUUUUAGGAAGGUUAGAAAACUGUUUUGUUUAGAGAUUGCUGGAUUAUUGUUAUUAUUAUAUAUUUUUUUAAUCUGAUCUGCAAAUUCCAGGUAAAAAAAAAAAAAUACAAAAUAUUACAGGACAAAAAAAAAUUUAACAGAAAAUGAAAAAAGGCUUUAGAGGGCUGUAGCAGCAUUUGAACUCUUAAUGUGAUAGUGGACGCAUUUAUUACAGGUAAUAUAAGCAUAAUCAGGAAUACAUGUAGUUUGUCAAUAAUUUAAGGUUUUUCAUUAUUUCUUUAAAUAAUUCAGGUCAUAAAUAUUGGGAAGCAUCCUGUUGAGUUCAUUCGUCGCAUGCACGGUGAUACUGAAUCAGUUAUAUAUAAGGCUGAUCAGCUGAUCACUGAUCAUAGACAGCUCUGAUCACAAGCUAAACGAUCAGUCUGUUUCUUCUGCUCUGUGUUUAGCUAGAUAUUCAUUCACUCAUUGUCUAUACCGCUUAUCUUAUGGGAGCCUAUCCCAGGGGACUAUCUAAGCAAAACUUGACUCCCCAUAACCCAUUCCCCUCCUACCCCCACCACAUAAGAAGGAGCGCUGUUUUACUGAAUAUCAGCACAACUGUGAUCAUAGACUGUAUAAGAACUUAACAAACCCUUGGUGACAUCACCCAUAGGUUUUCUGAAGAGCGGUUUUAAAACUUAGAGAGCCCUGGCCAUUUAGGAGCUGAUAAUCAUCAUCACAAUCAUACAAUGAUGCAUAACAGACAGCUAGCAGUGUGACAGCAGUUUGGUGCUUAGUUAGUAACCUAGAAACCCAGUGUAAGAUCUAUCCCGUGACGAAAACUUAAGCAUUUUGUAAUCGCUCUGGAUAAGAGCGUCUGCCAAAUACCUAAAUGUAAAUGUUGACAGCUGUCUAUCAGCUCGGCCAUGUCCCUAAUUAUAAGGCUAAAUGUCAUUUUAAAUGAUCAGUUACAUAAAAAUUCACUCCUCGUUACAGUUAUGAAUUGAAAGUUUAGCUGUGUACACCAUGAAAACCAUUUUCUGUACCAGGCUGCAAACUUUUCUUUUGUGAAGUUUUAACUUUGGGCUCUACAGUAUGUGGUUCCAGGUGCUAGCACCUAGUGGUCAGUGGAGGAAUUGAACAUUUCUGUGCGGGACUCAUUUUUGAGAAUUAAAAGUCACCCUUUGGCUAUGAUGUGGUCUUAAAGAUAUCACAGCCGUGCUGAUAUUCGCUACAACAGUGCAAUCUCUAGUGUGAUAAUGUUUCUAUACAACAGUUUUACAAACGGCAUUUAUAUAAAAAGGUUAUGAUCUGACAAAUUAUUGGUCUUCGCCAACACAGUUUUCUGACUUGAAUGUUGCUAGGCAACACAAACAAUGAGCAUAUUCUCUAGCUAAAAGGAUACUUUUUAAAUAUAAUUUUUAAAGCUUAUGUUAGUUUUGGGGUUUUUAUCUAAUUAAGCCGGUCAUCAAAGUUUCAAUAUUUCAAUAUAGAUAUUUAUGCAGGUUGGAGCAAAUUGUAAUCUAACGAUGUAGCUAGCUUUCCAGCCAUAAUUUCUGCUCUGAGAGGACAGUUCAUUAACAAAAAGCAACCACUUACGUUUUUUGUUAGUUUUUUCUCCUUCACUCUUAUGGCAUAUUGCAGUGUAACUCUGACAUACACUGUAUUUAUGUGCUCAUACUGCUCUGGUAUGUAUGGCAAAUAUAUAAACACUUGCGCGCGCACACACACACACAAGGUGGAACACUGUGCCAAACUGUAAUAUCACAUUGACUGGGCUUUAUAAGCCAUCUGUUAUGGAAGACGUAGUUCUCAGCUGCAACACACACUAGUAUUACAGUUCAAUGUUUAGCCUGAAUCCUUAAAUUUAUUUGUGGGGGUGCUUUGUAUUCCAGUCUUCAGGGUUCACAUUCAUCUGUCCAUAAACAUCUCCUCUGCCUAUAGUUUAUAUUGACAGUUCAAUAACGAUGUAUCGUAAAAAUUACACUAUAAUAAACCUAUAAAUAAACUGUUAAAAAUAAAUGUAUUGAUUUUUAAGUAAGUUGGAUCUCAAUCAUUCUGUCCCAUUUAAGACUUUAGUGCCUUUUUUGGACAGUAGACUGUUCUGUAAUUAAACUGUAGUAUAUAUUAGCGGUUUUUUGUACAGUUUCUUUGUUUAAGAUGACUUUUUUUAAAACUUGUGUUUAUUUUAGUAUUGUAUCUACUAGAGAAUAAAGGUAUAUUG
Clarias gariepinus (North African catfish) is the source of this 6359-nucleotide messenger RNA. It is a transcript of the gene hmbox1b, whose product is annotated as homeobox containing 1 b. The record is from RefSeq and is a predicted model, not a curated record. NCBI's taxonomy places the organism in Eukaryota, Metazoa, Chordata, Actinopteri, Siluriformes, Clariidae. Bases 176 to 1540 code for a protein of 454 amino acids. The transcript is spliced from 10 exons. Gene Ontology annotation, biological process: positive regulation of DNA-templated transcription. Gene Ontology annotation, molecular function: double-stranded telomeric DNA binding. Gene Ontology annotation, cellular component: nucleus.